Molecule: messenger RNA, 2681 nt
Organism: Gordionus sp. m RMFG-2023
Lineage: Eukaryota; Metazoa; Nematomorpha; Gordioida; Chordodea; Parachordodidae
Product: disabled homolog 2-like
Exons: 7
Coding region: 1-1872 (623 amino acids)
Cellular component (GO): cytoplasm
Source: RefSeq, a predicted model, not a curated record
AUGACCGAUUUCAAAACCUCAAGAAUCUCACUUAGCACUAUAAAUUCAUCUCAAGAUUCUAAUAUAUUAUCAAACAUAAAUAACAGCGAUAAAAGUAUUAAUAUAAACGAAUUAAAACAACAAAGAAAAUCUUUUCGAAAAGAUUUUGGCACUUUUACCCAACGCCUCAAAUCUAAAAAUGUUAAUGAUUCUGAUGAUGCCAAAUUUUCAGCCUUAACAUCUGGUGUUGAAUAUAAUUGUAAAUUUAUAGGAAAUGAGAAUGUAAAAGAAUUGAGGGGAAAACUUAUCUGCCAGGAAGCUUUACAGAGCCUAAAAGCCAAGUUAAAGACAGAUAAUGCUCAUAAACCCAAAAUAAUAUUUAAAAUAUCAUUGAUUGGAAUUAGUAUUUUUGAUGCUAAAAAUAAAAUUUUGAUGCACAAACACCCGGUAAACCGAAUUUCUUUUGUUUCUAAAGAUUCAAAAGAUAAUAAAUGCUUUGGUUACAUUGUUUCACUUGAAGAUAAAUCUAUUAAAUAUUUUGGAUUUAAAGCUGAAAAAUCAGCUGAAACAAUUGUAACUAGUAUCCAUGAUCUAUUUAUGGUUAUUAAAGAUCUAAAAUCAAAAAUUAACAGCAAUAUUAAUGGAAGCAAUAAAGAUAAUAUAAGUAUUGUGUCAUCCUCAUUUGCCGAUCAUUUGUCUACCUCAUCAAAUACACCCGAUAAUUUUUUUCAAAGUCCAUCUAUACCUCCAGAUCUUUUAUCCCUCACAGAUAAUCUCAUGUCACCUCAACCGAAUACAGUUAACAAUUCUUUCCCCCGCAUUUCUAACAGUAUCCCUCCACUAUCACCUGUAAAUACGCUUAAUCAAACUAACCCCAUUUCCCUCAUCAACCCACCAUCAUAUAGUCAUGGAAGCAGAGAUGAUGCAUUUAAUUAUAUUUUCGACGUACAAACCCCUGUGUUACCCACACAAUUAAAGCAUCCAUCCUCGGUAGAAAUACCCCCAAGAAUCGCCCCUCAAGUAGAGGCCCUUAAUUCACCCGAAAUUUUUUACCCCUCAACAAAUCCUCAAAACAGCCCAGAACGAACUGGCGCCGAAUUUAAUGGCUCUGGAAGCGUCCGCUAUGACUAUUCCUCUUCGUCUGACGAUAUUCUGGAAGAUCAGAUGGAGCCGCCAUCUUUACCACCACCUCCACUCCCUUCUCAUAUUUUAGAAAUUCCUAACUUGGCUCCACCACCUCUUCCUCCUCGUCCUUCCGUGACAUCUAAUUCUUGGGUCAAUUUUGGAUCGUUCGAUUCCAAUCCUAUAAAUACUCCUAACCCUUCUUCGUUGCUUCGGAAAGUUGUGGAUAGAGAAGAACAAAUUUAUUCUAAUAUAGCUACCGAAAAUGUAUACGUUUCUCGUGGAAUGAAGAAUACUAAUUUAAAUCUCAAAAAAGAUAUUUUUGAGUUUGGCCCUACGACGGCGAAUAAUACGAAUUCGUUAUGCAUAGUCAAUCCUGGUGCAAUUAGAUUCAAUCCUGUAUUUCCCGAUGAUACAUCCAAUUACCUUCCUACCGGCAAAAAUAACACUAACAAGCCCUACAUAACUAAGGGUAAACGAGAUCCAACAAAUUUCCAGAAAGAUUCUGCAAAUAUGUCUCGAGGAAGUUCAUCUUCAUCCCUCGGAUCUUACAACGAAGAUUUAGCUCCCACCUUAGUUGUUGACCAAAACAAGUUAGAAAAUCAAGAAAACGCAACGAAUUCCAAUACGAAAUCGAUAGAAAAGGUUAAAAGAAAGGACAAACGCCGCAACAAAAAUAACAAAAACGCUUCCAGUAACUCAGUCGAUUUUUCCUCCCUAAAUUCAUCCUUCUCGUCCUUGCCCUCGUCCAUCGAUUUGGAUUUCGAUUAAGCAAUAUUUUCAAGAGUUUGUGUCAAGAUGCCGUCCUACCUUAGCAUUUUUUUUAUACUUUAGACGAUAAGAAGAGCUUCGAAGCAGAACUUUCCAUUUUUUAAAAAAAUCAGCUGAUGCGAAAACGGAAAUUUGUAUUUACUACGCCGGGAAAGCCGCGAUAAUUAUCGAUACCUUUUGAAGAAAUUUAUUAUUUAUUUAUUUUUUUCUAACAACUUAUUUCAUUUAUGUCAAAGCAACAACAAAUUUUUUUUUUUAAAUAAUGUUCUUCUUUAUGAGGUAUAAUUAACCUUGGAUAUUCGAUGAAAUUUUUUUUUUGUUAUAAAUAAUCGAAUUAUUCAUCUUUUUCAUAAAUAAUUUAAAUCGUUUUUUUAAUUAAAUUUAUAUUAUUAAUCCGGCAAAUUUCACAUUUUUUAUGGCUAAAAUUAGGCAAAUUAAAACAGCUAAAUAAUAUAUUCUAGACUUCAAAUUAUUAUCGUAUAUUUUUUAUAUAUAAAAUUAUAUCGGAAUUUAUUAUAUUAUUUUUUAUUUUACUAUAAAAAAAGGAACAAUUUUAUAUUAUUAUAAUCGCUACCUCUACUUUCUAAAUUAGUAGUAUUUCUACCGCUAUUUUUUUUAAAGUAGCGCGCUGAAACUCCACUACUGAAAAAGGUAGCAACGCUAGAAUAGCCCCCUACUUUAACAACGCUGCUAAUAACCUAUUCCUUUUAUACAGGCUACUUGGCCUAUUCAGAAACUAUUAAUUUAUUUGUACGAAUACUAAAAUAUACUAUUCGAUCGGUAUAAUUGCGAAUAGUAUAUUAUACCAA